AUGGCCGGUCUACUCCUGAGAUGGGGAGCCGACGUGAAUGCCUCCCCGGGUCGCGAUGGCGGAAAGACUUGCCUUGAAGCUGCUGCUGGAGUCGGAAACAUCGAUUUUGUCAAGUUCUUGCUUGGGAAAGGUGCAUCAUGCAGCAACCCAGAUUCUCUUCUGAAAGAAGGGUUUAGGUCUGGCUCUACGGAAUUAGUUAAACUCCUACUUGACCUCUUCUCCAACGCCGGCGAGUCUGUAGUUGAUAUAGCAGACAAUUGGAGUGAAUACCUCGAGAUAACCGCCAAAUCCGGAAACCUUGAGCUCUUGAACAUGAUCCUCAAGCUGUCUGUCGAUAGCGGUACAGAUAUCUACGAGAAACAUGUUAUAGAUGCUAUGGAAGCUGCUGCUGGUCGCAGCGACAGUAGGAUGCUAUGUUCCCUGCUCAUCCCCAAUAUCAACCCCAAUGCUGAUGGGAGGGCCUGUCGUAUCCUGAGCAAAGCUAUACGAGCACCAAUACGGGAAGAAGGUUUCAGUUGCUUCGCUUUGUUAAUGGCCAAGUUCACAGCUUUGUGGCUUGAUCUGAAUGAACCUCUUCCCGGUGAUCCCACACCUCUCUGCACAGCAAUUUGUCUUGGUAAAUGGGUUGCAGCACAAUGCUUGAUAUUAUGUGGUGCUGAUGUUGAAAAACCAUCUCUAUGUUAUGUCGGACCUGAUGACCAGAUGAGGAAUGACACAAUCCAAUCGCCCAUUGUACAAGCAAUCAGAAAACAAGGGCACGACGAUGGUGUCUGUUUAGUCAGCCUUCUCAUAACUAACGGUGCAAAUGUCAACAGUUUUGUCGAUGAACAUAAGUCUGCCCUGUUGCUAGCUCUAAAAUUGAAGAGAUACGAAAUCGCAGAAGUACUACUCGAGCACGGGGCAAAUCCGAAUGCUGAAGAUUCAGAAACAGGAAAGAACGCUUUUGAUUUCAUUGCUGAUAAGCACAUCUGGCCCCCCUUUUCAACCUUCAAAUCGCUCAUCGAUCAUGGCUUUCAGCCAAACAGAGUAUCUGGUGCUGAUAUUCUGAAUCAAAUUGUUGCACUUGCCUUCCGGAACGUUUCUGAUACCCACAAAUGGAAAACAGUUACACCAGUAGCUUCGUUGCUGCUUAACGCUAGCGCCAGAGUCAACACACGCCCGACAGAAAAGUACCCCAUGACAGCUCUUCAGUAUGCUGUUGAUGCCAACCACAAAGAGCUUGUCACUGUCCUUUUAGCCGCAGGGGCUGAUAUCUACGCCCCUGCGUUUUGGAAGAGGGGAAAGACUGUUCUUCAAGCGGCUUCUUAUAGUGGCAGUCUCGAGCAGGUUCGAAGUCUUGUUGCACAGGGUCUGGAUAUAAAUGCCAAACCUGCCUCGCACUACGGCGCAACUGCACUUCAGUUUGCAGCAAUGCAAGGGCAUUUAGAGGUAGCCAUCUUUCUCCUUGAGAACGGGGCUCUUAUAAAUGCUCCAGCUGCUCCGUUUCAAGGUCGAACGACACUUCAAGGAGCUGCUGAGCACGGGAGGUUAGAUAUGAUUUAUCUGCUACUUGAGAACGACCAAGAUGAUGGCUUGGAGGAAAGAUGUCAGGACGCGGCGAAAUUUGCAGAGACCCAAUCGCGUUUCGAGAUUGCACAGCUCUUAAGAGAGUACAAGAAAUUGUGA
Fusarium poae is the source of this 1665-nucleotide messenger RNA. RefSeq lists its product as uncharacterized. The record is from RefSeq and is a predicted model, not a curated record. Gene Ontology annotation, molecular function: protein binding. The coding region runs from base 1 to 1665 and encodes 554 amino acids. The transcript has a single exon. NCBI's taxonomy places the organism in Eukaryota, Fungi, Ascomycota, Sordariomycetes, Hypocreales, Nectriaceae.